Molecule: messenger RNA, 1202 nt
Organism: Sceloporus undulatus (fence lizard)
Lineage: Eukaryota; Metazoa; Chordata; Lepidosauria; Squamata; Phrynosomatidae
Gene: MPDU1
Product: mannose-P-dolichol utilization defect 1
Exons: 7
Coding region: 138-866 (242 amino acids)
Biological process (GO): oligosaccharide biosynthetic process
Source: RefSeq, a predicted model, not a curated record
GCAUAGGACGGCUGAGGAUGAACAGUAGGAGUCACUGAGCAUGCGCACGACAACGGAGUCGUCUCUUACCUUAAGCUGAGGGCGCAUGCGCGGAGCGUAGACGGCAUGGAAGCGGAAGUUUCACUCCUUUUAUCAAAAUGGCAGCCUCAGCGCUGGAAGGCCUCCUGGUCCCGCACAUCCUCCCGCAGCCCUGCUUCCACGAGCUCAUCCUCCGCUUGAACUUCUUGCACAUUCCAUGCCUCAAAAUCUUCAUCAGCAAGGGACUCGGAUUCGCCAUCGUUGCUGGUUCCCUCAUGGUGAAGCUGCCCCAAAUCAUCAAGAUCAUGCGGGCCCACAGCGCAGAGGGGCUGAGUUUCAAAGCCAUCCUUUUGGAGCUCAUGGCCAUCACAGGCACCAUGGUCUACAGCAUCUCCCACAGCUUCCCAUUCAGUGCCUGGGGUGAAGCUCUCUUCCUCAUGGUGCAGACAGUGGUGAUUGGGUUCCUGGUACAACAUUUUGCAGGACACACGGGACGUGGUCUGUCCUUCCUGUUUGUCUACCUGGGCAUCCUUUCCUUCCUACUGUCUUCAUUCACACCCCCGGCUGUUGUGACCAUGCUUCAGGCUUCUAACAUGCCUGCUGUCGUAAUAAGCAGGCUCCUGCAAGUGGCCACAAACUACCGGAAUGGGCACACAGGGCAGCUUUCAGCCAUCACAGCCUCCAUGCUUUUUGCAGGGUCCCUGGCACGGAUUUUCACUUCCAUCCAGGAGACAAAUGACCCCCUCAUGGCUCUGACGUUUGGCGUCUCUUCCGUCUGCAACAGCCUGAUCGUGGGGCAGCUCAUCUAUUACUGGAACGUCCCAGUCGACAAACGCAAGAAGGAAUAGCAGAGAGCGGCAGAUCUGUCGUUUGCCACCCUUCACAAGGAGGUGCCCCAGAAAAAGCAAAGUGGGGGAGAGAAGACCUCUUCUUCCUCCUCCUCCCGAUUUUACCUCUGCUGUGAGAAUACACCUGGCUGCUUUUUAGGAUCUCUCCUUCUGUGCUCUGAGCCAAGGGACGAUACUGCCUGUGUCUGGGAAUCAUGUGGGACUUUUGUAGAGCUUGGGCAGAGGACCACUGUGCAGGUUCUUCUGGUGGGAAAGGAGGAAGAGGAGGCUUCUUCCAGCUUCUCUGCCCCCUUCUGCAAAACUUUGACCAUGAAAUACAACUCUUCCUUACUUCUA